UUGGCUGUCGAUUCCAAGAUCAGCCCAGAUCUCCGAUACAAAACCAAGAGAACUGCCCCUCAGAACUACCACAGCUAACAGUAAGGUGGAGAGACAAAAAAUUCACUGAAAUAUCACCAACUGCCUGAGAACUUUGACAUUGACUAGGCUGUAACUCAUCAGUUGUAGAAGCGAGCCUCUGGAAGUACACCACACCAUUCUGCUCCACCACUGCUAUUCUUUGCGAGCGCAUUCACUUUCCAGGUGGGCUAAUGAAAACCCAUCUAAGAUAUAAGACAACUUUGGAACCCCUCGUCGCGCAAAAGCUGUACUUCUGACUUGUCAGCUCUACUUUUGAAUCGAAGCAUGGCUCGCUGUCAGCAUUUAUUCGUCCUCUUUUUCGGAUGGAGCUAUCUUUGCGGUGGAUACUGCGUGAUGCUGAAAGAUCAUUUCACCGGCCUGAAGAGACAGGCGGAAUCGGGGCAUUUGGGGGACGCUCGGGAUAAAGAUCACUCAAUCAAGGACGAACAGGACCUGCUUUUACAGGAUACAGUUUCGGAGCACAUGCACAUGCUCUACGAGAAGUACAAUAGGGCAGGUUUUCAGUUCAAGGACGGAAACACGGUUCGGAGUUUUAAAGCUCACUGGGGUACUAUCAACGGUAAGCAGCUGCAGAUCUUUAAUCUAACAUCCCUGACCAAGUCGGAGGACAUCCUCUCUGCCACAUUGCACUACUACAUAGGAGACCUGCAGAACAGCAGUGGGUGUGCGAGGCCUAAGACCUGCGGUCGCCACGGCCCCAGGAAACAGGGACACAUUCACCUCGGCGUCUGGAGUUUUGCCUCUGUGGAUAAUAACACGAGGACUCUGGGGCACUUUCUGAUCAACGUCUCCACGCUCCACAGGGACUUUAUAUCGUGGCAGUGGAAGGACAUAACGCGCGUGGUCAACCAGGCCAAGCACCACGACGAGCUGCUGAUCGGCAUCGACAUCGCGUCGCAGGGACGGCGGCCGUGGAAGCGGCUCCUCUCGGACCGGUCGCCGUACGUCCUGGUGUACGCCAACGACUCGGCCAUCUCCGAGCCCGAGAGCGUGGUCUCCACUCUGCAGCGCCACAAGGGGGCGGUAGCCCCCGGGCUGCAGAGGCUAGGGAUGCACACGCGCAACAGCACGACGGAGCGCCGGGUCAGGCGCUCCACCAACAUCCUCCUCCCUCUCCAGAACAACGAGCUGCCGGGGCCGGAGUACCCGUACGAGACGCCCAGCUGGGACGAGACCAGCCCCUACGACCCCCUGGAGAACAAGCCGGCCAAGCGGCCCCGGAAGAAGCCACGCAAGAGCCAGCGCCACAAGAUGCCGCUGCUGCAGUUCGACGAGCAGACUAUAAAGAAAGCGCGCAAGAAACAGUGGAACGAGCCGCGCAAUUGCGCUCGUAGGUACCUGAAGGUUGAUUUCGCAGACAUUGGCUGGAGUGAAUGGAUUAUUUCCCCCAAAUCUUUUGAUGCCUACUACUGCUCUGGGUCCUGUCAGUUUCCUAUGCCAAAGUCACUGAAGCCCUCCAAUCACGCCACCAUCCAGAGCAUCGUGCGGGCGGUGGGCGUGGUCCCCGGCAUCCCCGAGCCCUGCUGCGUCCCCGAGAAGAUGUCCUCCCUCAGCAUCCUCUUCUUCGACGAGGACAAGAACGUGGUCCUCAAGGUCUACCCCAACAUGACGGUGGACUCGUGCGCCUGCAGAUAAUGCCCCCUCCCGGCCUGGCAUCCCCCUCCCCCCCUCCCCCAACAGAGUUCCUUUUUUGCACUGGAAGAGAGACCACAUCCCGACCGCCGACCAAACCCCCGAGAUGCAUGAACGAGCGAGUGAAGACCGCGCCCUCCUCUUUCGGAAGCCGGGGGGUUGACCAUUUCCUGGAGCGGAAUGGUGCAGUGGGCUGUCCUCACCCCUCAGUCUUUCAUACAGGAUGGACGGUUUGAUCCCGCAAACGUCAGCUGCUCGUGAUCAUCGAUCCGACAAACCACAGUUUCACAGACACUGCAGGACAUACCACAGUUCUUAUUUUUUGCUUUUUGUAAUGAAGGAGGCAUGAACUGACUCAGCUACAAUGAAAGACUUGCCUUCUCUUCUUCCUUCUUUUCUAUGAAAUAUAUUGGAGACUAUAGUCCACAAUGGCAAAGACUGCCACCUGCGGGCAUUUAUUUGUGUGAAAGUCACCUGGCGUGAACGUUUCUCCCCGCCUUUUCCUCUCCUCGCACCAUUGCGUUACGUUACAGUAAUGUACAUCUGUGUUCUCAUUUCACUUAGUAGCUUGUAUUAACUAUCUAUGAAAAUCAUGUUAAAAAAGUAUUGUUAUGGCUGCUAUAUCGAGAUAUAUUUGAUUCCAAAGCCAACAUGUGGUUGUAAGUGCAUUUACAGUAGGCUAGUUUUUAGGUGAUCAAUAUAUGUGGUCAAUUUUUGUUGUUGCUGUUGUUUUUUUCAGUUAUAUAUCACCAAUUGCUCAUCAGCAACAUGGCGGAGCAAGCAAGGAGUGUUGCAGGAGUUGCAAGGGGCAAGUGUACUGAGCCACAUGACGUGGACUCCCUCUGUGUCCUCCUCUCUCACCCCUGAAUGGUCUGGCGUUCUUAUUCAGCUUAUGGUUGAGACAUUCACCCCCACCUGAACGCAUCAUGGCCCUCGUGCUGAUGUAUGCACAUGUAUGUGAUUACACAUGAGCAUAAAAGGAACACCAAAUUACAUGGUAUAGCGUAAACACCGCAUUAUUCCAGUCCUUGACGUUUGCCAUGUCUGGAUAGGGAGGGAAUGAACUUUCACAUCAAAACACUGCAGAGUGAAAGCAGUGAUUGGUCAUCGUCAGUUAUUCAUAAGAAAUACCUAUCUGUAGUUGCUGCAUUUGUAUAAAGGG
This is a messenger RNA of Megalops cyprinoides (Indo-Pacific tarpon), 2875 nucleotides long. It is a transcript of the gene bmp3, whose product is annotated as bone morphogenetic protein 3. The transcript is spliced from 3 exons. Gene Ontology annotation, molecular function: cytokine activity; growth factor activity. The record is from RefSeq and is a predicted model, not a curated record. Lineage: Eukaryota; Metazoa; Chordata; Actinopteri; Elopiformes; Megalopidae. Gene Ontology annotation, cellular component: extracellular region. Bases 346 to 1716 code for a protein of 456 amino acids. Gene Ontology annotation, biological process: BMP signaling pathway; SMAD protein signal transduction; osteoblast differentiation.